AUGUCCCGACGGAAUGCAUCCGCGUCAAACAUGUCGCCGUUUGUUCGUCAACGACGUCGACAUGCUGGAGAACGCUGCCAACACCGACAGCUGUCCGCUCGGCUACAGAUGCGUCACCUACGGCAGUCCGUACGUGGGUCACUGCUGCCGACUUCGUUGCCCGUACGGGGAACCCGACCUCAGUCUUGCGAUGCCGGAUCGUCGCCGGAGUCAAAAUGUCGUCCUCUCACCCAUUUCUGUUAUUCUAUCACCGAGCCAGGGCGGGUAAUUUUUUCUAGUGAAAGUUCAUGGCGUACAGAAACUGAUCCCUAUUCAUCGUGGAAAUCGUCUCUUUGCUGUCCACGUCCAUGUCGCGACCCUACGCCGCUCUACAUCAAUGGGCAGUGUUUAUCGAUAGCCCACAGAGACGAUCCUUGCCAAAUUGACCAACAGUGCGAAGGUGGUAUUUCCAUGUCGUGUACGCUUGGCACAUGCCAAUGCAAAUUGGGCUUCCAUCCGUACAACGAUGACCGGUUUCCCACCUGUGAGAAAAGUUGCAACCAGUUGGAUGAGAUUCCUUCUUCGGAUCGGUGUCUGCAGAAAGCGCAGCUCGGUCAGCGAUGUCUGUCGAAGAAGCAGUGCCCCGGAUUCUCCGAUUGCAGAUUCGGAACCUGCCAGUGCUUGUGUGGAUACAAGCAAGUUCGGGAUAACAUCCUAGGCACGAGGUGCACAAAUCCAGACGACCCCUUGAGUUUGAAUACAAUACUCACGGGCGUCGAGCAGCUUUUCGGAAAUAAAAGGACUAAUCGACACUAG
Molecule: messenger RNA, 795 nt
Organism: Cylicostephanus goldi
Lineage: Eukaryota; Metazoa; Nematoda; Chromadorea; Rhabditida; Strongylidae
Source: the annotation of a GenBank genome assembly